UUUUGGUUUUUAGAAUUACCGUUUAAUUCAAAAUGGCGGCGUCCUUAAGACUUUUGUGUAAAGUUACCAAUCGGUUCCAGAUAAAUUGGAAAAGUUCUUUUUCUUUAUUAAAAUCUACAAAGCGGUAUUUUUUAUCAGAAACAUACUCUUGUAACGAUGCGUGGAACAAAUACCUACAGGAUCCAACUUUGAAAAAGAUUUCUUUAAGUGACUUUGCUUACCAAAUACAAGAGCAGCUACAGAAAGAUGGUAUGGUUUCAGCUGUUGAUAUUAAUGUUCUAGCUCACCAGCUUCAACAGCUAGAUGAAGAUGAAGCUGAAUUUAUGGAGGAUAUUCUUGCAAAGUUCAGCUUGUGCCAAAAUAGUUUACCCCGCUGUGACGCGACAUACCAUGCCAUUGUUUAUGGAUAUUUGGCUGCUGGACUUUCAGAUCGCCUUCCUCCCCUCCUAACAGAUCGUUUAACCUAUGGUAUUUUCCCCAACCAUUACACAUUGAAUUUGCUAUUAGAUUACUUCAUCAAACAUGAGCAAAUAGCUUCUGCUGCCAAAAUGUCCUAUUUAUCAAUGUUGCAAGAAGAUUUUACUAAUCCUAUAACAACGCUGCUAUCCUUGUAUGCAACUGUCAAUCAUCUUCUUACAUCUAAUAUUGAUGACUUAGCUUUACCACCUGUACAGCCAGUGGAAGGUGAAGAAGAAAAAUGGAUUAAAGUCAAGUACAUUAAAUUUCCUCAUUAUGAUGAUCACUUUGACAUUAAGGAUGAGCGUUUCCUUUUGGGUAAAACUCUGCUUUAUCUGGCUAAGUCACAGAGCGUUAGCAUUCCCAAAGAGCUUUGCAACUCAUUGAAGGUCAUUGGUAGUGGCCUCUACCACAAGUUCACAAAGGGAUUGGAAUAUUUAGAAAGUAUAGCUAAUUCUCCUGAUGGCGUCAUUUCACAACACGCUCUAAACUAUUUUACCCAGUCUUUAGAAAAAGUGGAAGCCCGUGAUCCUAAUGAGCCAGAAGUAGAAAUAGGCUUAAGAACAAUUGAUGACGUCAUUCAUAGAUUGUUACCCACCACUGAUGAGAAGCUUGAGUACCAGACUGUGUUAUCAAAAGUAGAAGAGAGAUUAAAAACGUCUGGAAAGGUUGUUGCUGAUUAUGAUUUAGGUCAAGUUGUAAAGGAACUAGUUGUGUCAAAUUUGGCACAGCUUGAGCCAGCAGACAUAUCAGCACAGCUAAAAUUGUUUGAUACAUGGACACAAAAUCGUAAAGAAGAACUGGAAAAGCAAGUGUUUGAAUAUGAAAAGAAUUUAAGAAUAGAAGAGAUGAAAGUACAAAUUAAAGAAUUAAAAGAAAAGGAAGAGAUUUUAACAUAUUUUGAUAAUGAAGAAAAGCUACGGUUAAAGUUUUUAGAGGAAGACUUGGCAAAAGAUAAAAAUUUGACAAUUUCUCAAUAAAGUAACUGAAUUACCAAC
This is a messenger RNA of Physella acuta, 1454 nucleotides long. Its product is annotated as small ribosomal subunit protein mS27. NCBI's taxonomy places the organism in Eukaryota, Metazoa, Mollusca, Gastropoda, Physidae. The record is from RefSeq and is a predicted model, not a curated record. Gene Ontology annotation, cellular component: mitochondrion.